Messenger RNA from Leptopilina boulardi, 2797 nucleotides. Its product is annotated as sphingomyelin phosphodiesterase 4. Gene Ontology annotation, molecular function: sphingomyelin phosphodiesterase D activity. Bases 160 to 2514 code for a protein of 784 amino acids. The record is from RefSeq and is a predicted model, not a curated record. The transcript is spliced from 14 exons. Gene Ontology annotation, biological process: glycerophospholipid catabolic process; ceramide biosynthetic process; sphingomyelin catabolic process. NCBI's taxonomy places the organism in Eukaryota, Metazoa, Arthropoda, Insecta, Hymenoptera, Figitidae.
UAUAAGUAGUGUCAAGUUGAAUUGUUGAUCUAGACAGGAUCAUGAGUGUUUGUGCGUUUUUAACUGUUUUCUGUUAUUUUUUUCUCUAAGUGUAUUACUGCUAUUAUUUAGCAUUAAAACAAUUGCAUAUACUAAAGAAGUAAUAUAAAAUAUGCAACAAUGACUACCUCAUCAGAUGUAGCAGCGGUUCGUCUUCAAUCGUAUCUAAAUUUACCGCUUAUUAAUCGAUGCAGAGAACUUACAAUAUUAAUUGAAAAGUCAAGUACAGCUGAUUUACAACAUGUCUUCCCUGUUUUGAUACAUUCUUUAUUUGGAAUAAACGAUAAUAUUGGUUGGGGUUUACAUUCCAUUAAUGCAAAGAAAAAUCCACAGGAAUAUGAUACACUUUGCUAUUUUCUUGGUCCAAUGGGACCAAUUUUUUCUCUAUGUUACAAAUUACUUCCAGAUUGUUAUUUAAAAUAUAAUUUUCCCGUCUCCUAUUUACCGGCAAAAAUACGUUUAAUGUUGGAAGAAGGAAUUAUACCUCCGUUUUAUUUAGAUAAAAUUAAAGAUGAUCAUAAUUCACGUUCGUUAACUGAACUUGCAAUGAAUCCCUUCGAGUAUUAUAUAUUUCAUUUUGCCUAUCAUUUGACAAAUCCUUGGCUUCAACAACCACAACAGGAAAAUGUUUGGACAAAUUGGGAAACUGUUUAUGUUCAAUUGGCGCACAAUUAUUUGAAUCAUUUUUUGCCAAGGGAUAAUUCUCCAGUUUUGCCUAUAAUUGGUCCUUAUGUGAAGAAAACACCUCCGAGGAAAUUGAUGCAAUCACCUGAAUCAAAAAGAUUACAAACAACGCGUUUAUUAAGAACUUCAAUAUUGUCUCCAACUUCAACAAGCCCUGUUUCUGGUGUACCACAACAACAAUGUUUACCACAAGUUUGGAGAAGUGAAACUGUGGUACAAGUUUGUCUUGAUUUUUGGUUAGAAUAUACGGAGGAGGAUCAAUAUUCACCAAAUCUUGUUACAGCAGCAACAAGCUCUUUACCACGUCGUCAAAGUAUACAUUCUGGAGAACAUAUUCGUUUGGUACGCGCACUUUUAAAAACAUUACAUGAAUUUGCUAAUAGCGCAACUGGAGAUAAAAGCGCUAUUGACGAAUUAAAAAGAGUUAUACUUCCAUCGGUUCAAGGAAAGAUUUAUCUAUUUUUAAAAAAAGCUAUUCAUCAUUGGCCACUUGAUAGUUCAUUUCGAUUGAUAUUAGAAGCUUGGUUAAGCUUUAUUCAACCAUGGAGAUAUGUGUCGGGCGUUAUGUACACUGAAGAAGGUAAACUUGAAGAAGAAGAAAAGGGCAAAAUUCACGAUCCAACGAGAUGGAUGUCAUUUGUCGCGAAUAAUUUAUUAGCCUAUACGGCAAUAUUUCAACAACUUCUUCCAAGAUUCAUGAGAAUAGAUUUAGUGGCGCCUAAAAAUGCUUUAAUGCUGUUUCGUGUGACAAAAGUAUUUUCUCAACCUUAUUUAACUGAAAUUUUAUCCGAUAUUGAAAGUUGUAUGGAUGAUGUUGCAUUAAGUCGUGGUAGAUUAUCAAAUAAUCAAUGGACUGCAAUUGUACGACAACAAAUUCUCGAACUUGAAGGACCGUCUUAUCAAUAUAAUCCCAUAUUUUCAGUUUCAACGAAAAAUCAGGUUCUAGAUUUUUUGUACACAGUGCGACAAGCUCAAUUAACAGCAAUAAGUUUACUUGAAGCAUUAGAGAAACAAAAAAGUGGAAGGAAAUUGCUUAUAUCGAUAUGGAAUUUUUUUAAUAGCGAAAAUACUUCUUCAGAUGAUAUAUGUUUAGAGGAAAGACGAAAAGUUCCAGCAUAUUUAGCUUUUGCACAAGAACGUCUUAUUUAUAUAUUUCGACUUGAAGAAGAGGAAUUUCCACCAGCGAAUUUAGUUGCUGAUCAAGAAUAUCAUGACACGAUACUUUCCACUUCCUUUGGUCAUCAAUCUCAAAUGGAUUCAAGUCUAGAUUCUACUAGACCUGGUGUUUAUGUUCCAAUUCAAGAUGGAAAACAAAACUAUAGGUAUGUUGAAUAUUUGGGUGAUCCAGAACUUCAACCGGUUCGCAGCAAUGAAAUAACAAUUUUAGUCCGAGCCUUGUAUAAAUUGUGCGCAUUUCUAAAUAAUAAGUAUCAACACGAAUUAAGCAGAAUGUAUAUGAGAAACGAUAUUUUUGGAAGAAUCGCACGUCAAAUUAUUAAACCACCAACGUUAGUUGUUAAUUUACCAAAACGUACUCCAAAUGGAUUUACUUCCGGUUCGGAAAUUCGUAUUCCUCCACGAAUCAGUUUUCGUAUAAUGGCAAACUAUCAUGUUUCUGGAAGCAUAUUUUUUGGAAUAUUAUUUUUCUGGAUAUUAGGAUAUAGUAUGCCAGUCAUCUUUGGACUCUCUUUCAUUUCUUGGUUAUUCUACAUAUUAGCACGUGCAUUAUGUGAACCAUGGCUUACAAACAAUAAUGCAACUGCAAGACAAACUUCGUUCACUCAUAAAUGACGUUUUCACAAGUAUUUAUGAUAAAUUCUUAUCAAAACGGUAAAAUUUUACAAAUAACAAAAUUAAUAUUGAAAAUAACAUUAUAAUUAUAAUUAAAAACUUUUGAUUUUGAAAAAUUUUUCGCUAUGUAAAAAUGUAAAAAAUUAAUUUUUUUACUUCUAAAUUUAUUAUAACUUAGGACAAACAAUAUAUACAAAAAUGUGUAUAAAAUAAACUUAUACGUUUCGGCACUAAUGCAGUGACCUUCUCAGGAAUUGAUAAUAAUAAAUAAGAUGAAAGAAAA